AGUCAUUUCGUCCGGCGACAGUUGCCUUAAACCCUUUCACUUUCAGACUCGUUGAACUGCUACUGUCGGUUUCUGUUACAGACCUCCCAAAAGCACCCCAUGAAUGGCGGAUUUUUCCCAAAUCUCUUCUUCUCGAUCUCCCUUUCAUAAUCCUUCUCCGUUCGAUUUCUCUCUCUUUAUCAUGUAUCCCUGCAUUCCAAGUUAAGUAACCGGCAUUCAUGGCGGAAAAUCGGAGGAAAAUAGAUCUCUUUCCCCCCUCACUGGAAUCUUCGGAGCUAGGCUUUGGUCGAUCGAUCUUCGGAGCAGGAUCUAUGGCGGAAAAUCACGAUCCUAGAGAAUUCGGAUCUGAACUGGAUUUAUCGGGCCGCUCAAUUGCGGCUUCGGCGUCAUUCCGAGCAGAGAUCAAGACGGCCGCGGCGAAGAAGAAGUAUCCCAAGCGAUCGAGCCUCGAUGAAGAGGACUUCAUGAAUUUCUUGCACGGUUCCGAUCCGGUGAAGAUCGAGCUCAACCGCCUUCAAAACGAUGUGAGAGACAAAGAUCGUGAACUAGCAGAAGCUCAUAAUGAAAUUAGGGCCUUAAGGUUGACCGAACGAGCUAAAGAGAAGGCUCUUGCUGAGGUUACAGAGGAGCUGGGAAAGAUGGUAGAGAAGUUCCAGGCAUCAGAAGCUGCUCUUGAAAACAAGAACCUAGAAAUCAAGAAAAUCUCUGAUGAGAAGAAAGCUGCAUUAGCUGCACAGUUUGCUGCGGAAGCAACCCUUCGAAGAGUCCAUGCUGCUCAGAAGGAUGAAGAGUUACCUCCUUUAGAGGCUAUACUUGCUCCUCUUGAAGCAGAAAUUAAGCUUUUGCGGCAAGAGGUUUCAAAGCUUCAGGACGACAAUAGAGCCUUAGAGAGACUUACCAAAUCCAAGGAAGCAGCUUUGCUGGAUGCAGAAAGGGAAGUCCAUCUUGCAAAAAUCAAGGCCUCUCUAGUCGAUGAUUUACAGAAUAGGAACCAGGAACUUAUGAAACAGAUUGAGAUAUCUCAGGAAGAAUAUAAGAUUUUAGACAAAAUGCAUCGCCAAAAGGUCGCAGAGGUUGAGAAGCUGGGUCAAACCGUUCAUGAACUAGAGGAGGCUCUUCUUUCUGGGGCUGCUGCUGCAAAUGCUGUGCGUGAUUAUCAACGUCAGGUUAAUGAGCUGAUGGGGGAGAAGAAGAUGCUCGAAAGGACAUUAUCUCGUGCAAGGGUCACAGAAAAUCGAGUUGCAGUAGUAGUUGCAAACGAAUGGAAAGAUGCCAAUGACAAAGUUAUGCCUGUCAAGCAGUGGCUUGAAGAAAGGCGAUUCCUCAUGGGUGAAAUGCAACAGCUUCGUGAUAAGCUCUCAAUAGCCGAGCGCACUGCCAAAACAGAGGCCCAGCUCAAAGAAAAGUUCCAGUUGCGGUUGAAAGUUGUAGAGGAUGGUUUAAAAUCAUCAAUAUUUUCUGGCAAUCGUUCUUCUGAACUGCGAAGCACCUAUAAUGGGACGCCUCGACGCCAAUCAGUGGGUGGAGCUGAAAUUUCCUCAAGGAUUUUAUCGAGUGGAAUUUCUAUGAGAAAAUCAUCAGCUUCCCUAGUCAGGUCAUUGACAAUGUCUAGCUCUUCCAGUGCAAUAAUGAGACAUGCGAAAGGUGCGUCUAGGUCCUUCGAUGCAGGAAGAUCACUGGAUGAAGAUCAAUGUAGCCUCAAAUCAUUUGGAGAGGUUUCUGAUAAUAACUGUAUGAGAGAUGAGAUUGAUGGGUUAUCCUCAAGCAGCGCAUCCGUUGAUACUGACAAGGCAUGUAUUGAUGGAAAGCAAUCAGAUCAUGAAGAUGCAUUGCCCGAUGAUUUUGUUUCAGGCAUUUUUUAUGACAUUCUACAGAAAGAGGUGAUUGCUUUGAGAAAAGCAUGUCAUGAGAAGGACCAAAGUUUGAAGGACCAGGAUAAUGCUAUAGAGAUGCUGUCGAAGAAAGUAGACACUCUCACCAAAGCAUUGGAGGUAGAAGCAAAGAAAUCACGUAGAGAAAAGGCAGCUAUGGAGAAGGAGGUAGCAUCACUGCGAAUUGACAAAGAGCAUGAACAAAAAGCUAGACGGUUGCCUAGCUCAAAGGGUUUGAUUAACAAUCUCCACAUGCCUUCGGGAAGUAGCAUCUUUCUUGCAGAAACUUGAGAAACUCAUGAAACUCCAAAUGGUUCCUACCCCAUAUAUGUACGGAGGGAUCUUCUAGAGAAACAGUGGACCACAUCCAUCUCCAUCUCUGGUCAUUGGGAACUGUCAUUUCUCUUCCGUUUGUGUUGGACUGCUGUACUUGCAUUCUUGAAGCUUGGGUGUGAGCAUUCUUUUCUCUGAUCAAUCUAUGAGAAAAGAUACAUUCUCACCAUGGUUCUCUGCUAUGCAACUUACGAAAACCAUGCCACAUGCAUGUAGUCACUUGUACAUAAGCAAGGAUGGGUUUUAUCAAGUGAAACCCGACGAAGGUUUGCUUGUCCUCCUAAAAAUAACAUGCAGGAAGAUCACGAAUAUAUCCAGGUAGUAGUUCCUUUGUGAGGUAAGGAUUAAAUGUUUGCAGGAAAGGACUGUGAAUAAAGAUCAGUUCAUUUUGACCUCCUCUUUGUAUUGUAAUUUGCUAUUCCUCUCACAAUCAAGGCACCCAGAUGAUAUAUUCAGGUUCAUUUCAA
This is a messenger RNA of Magnolia sinica, 2671 nucleotides long. Its product is annotated as microtubule-associated protein 70-2-like. Gene Ontology annotation, molecular function: microtubule binding. The transcript is spliced from 11 exons. Bases 219 to 2162 code for a protein of 647 amino acids. The record is from RefSeq and is a predicted model, not a curated record. NCBI's taxonomy places the organism in Eukaryota, Viridiplantae, Streptophyta, Magnoliopsida, Magnoliales, Magnoliaceae. Gene Ontology annotation, biological process: cytoskeleton organization.